AAAAGAGAUAAACAUAUUUUAGUGAAGAAUUAAUGGUUCGAAUAACGCAAAGUAGUUAGGUACGUGACAGCAGCGGCCAUUUACUCUGUGCUACGAACUUCUAAAUUCUAAUCCAUACGCAUUCAUUUUCGAGUCGAGUUGAUCGUAGUUAACAGCUGAAAGCCUUUUUAUUAACUCUCGAAAAAUAAAUUUAAAUUUGCAUCCUUUACCUUGGCGUCAUUGCUGCUGACGUUUCGCUGUUGUUCGUGAAGCAUGAUAACGAGGUUUUAAAACAUGAUUGGCCUUGCUUUGUUACUAUUGGGUUGGCUAGAGCUGAGCCCAGUACCACUUAUUGCUCAAAUAAUUGGAACUACUGAGCCAGCGUUAAAGCUUCUUAUAUCAAUCUUAUUGGGUUACCCUUUAGGAAUUAUAUACAAUGCCAAGAUAAAAGAACAUAAAUCACUGAGGCAUAUUUACUUUGCAUUGAUGGGGAUUGAUCUUGCCAUUUACAAUUUCGGAUGGUCAUUUAUCCAUAAUGCUAUACCUGCACUUGUAAUAUAUCUUACUACAUUCAUCUUUGGCCCAGGGAAAUGGAAUGCAAUUAUAACAUUUGUAUUUAACAUGACAUAUCUAUUAGUUGGAUAUGUUAUGACAGAGUCUGAGGAUUAUGAUAUAACAUGGACAAUGCCCCAUUGUGUCCUGACCCUAAAAUUGAUUGCACUUUCUUUUGAUGUUUGGGAUGGCCAAAAAUUAAAACAAGGAAAGGAAUUAUCAAGUAACAAUAAAAAAACUGCUUUGGAAAGGGUACCAACACUUUUAGAGCUUUUUGGAUUUGUUUAUUUUCCUGCUUGUUUCCUUGUUGGGCCUAUAUUUUCAUUCAAAAGAUACCUUGAUUUUGUUUCUGACAAAUAUCCUCUUGAAAGUGAGUCUAAAAGUCUCAAAAAACAUGCAGUACAAAGGCUUGUCCAAGGAUUUGCUUAUUUAAUAGCUUUUCAAGUAGGAGUGUCGGUUUUCAAUAUUAAAUACAUGAUGUCUGAUGAGUUCUGGGAAACGUCUAUUCUUUACCGACAUUUUUACUGUGGCUUGUGGGCUCAUUUUGCUCUGUACAAGUAUAUUUCCUGCUGGCUACUUACAGAAGCCUCAUGCAUUCGUUUUGGAUUGUCAUACAAUGGAAUUGAGGAUACAAAAGAUGGUCCGGUUGCCAAGUGGGAUGGUUGUAAUAACAUCAAGUUGAUGCUUUUCGAAGGAGCGACAAAAUUCCAACAUUAUAUAGACAGUUUCAACUGUAAUACAAACUUCUUUGCAGCCGAAUAUAUCUACAAAAGGCUUAAGUUUUUGAACAACCGACACUUAAGCCAGUUUUUCACUCUCUUAUUUUUAGCUCUGUGGCAUGGACUACGUUCUGGUUAUUACAUGACAUUCUUCAAUGAAUUUAUUAUUAUAUUUAUGGAGAAAGAAGUGGAAAGUAUUAUUUCAAAAACAGCCUUAUACGAAAAGGUCUGGAAUUCACAUUUGAAGUAUGUUAUGUAUAUAUUCCUAAAAGCUUAUACUAUCGUUUUUAUGGGUUGGAGUUUGGCUCCGUUUGAUCUCAAAAUAUUUUGGAAGUGGUGGCAAGUAUACUACAGCCUAUUUUUCUCAGGUUUCUUAAUUUUCUUGCCUUGGCCAUUUUUAUACAAAAGACUUCUUAAAAUGGCGGUUAAAAAAUACUUGAAACCCAAACUUGAUGAAAAGCCAAAAAGUUCUUAACAUUAUAAAAUAAGAUUGUAGAUAAAAAAUAAAGCACAUAAUAAUAUUAUGAAUAAAUUAAUGCAUGCCUUUUAGUCAUAAUAGAUAUUGAUUAUUAUUAAGUAGACUGAUUAUUUAUUAUAGUACUGAUGCAUAAUAAUGUUAUAAUAUAAAACUAUUACUUAUUAUUCUCGUCAAGCCGAGUUCCAAAAAAUCAUAUGUUUUUUUUGUGUGUAGUGCGUAACGGCAGUAAAUUUAUAAGUUCGAGAAUUAACGCUAUUUAAGGAAAGAUAUUGUUAUGAUUUUACGUAGUAAACUUUUUUAAUUCUAUUGUUUAACAAAUUUACAUGUGAAGAGUCAUGUUUCAGUGCUUUAGUACUUGUACUUAAGUAAAUUUAAAUGAACCCAGAUUGUUUUUGACAUUCAGUUGUAAAUGUAUUUACUAAAACAGUUUAAGCUGAACUUUAUGGUUCUUAAGACGACAGAUCUUAUGGUAAGAUUUGAUGUCGAGUCGAUCUAAGGUCAAAGUAGGUUAGUUUGACGCCUUGGUGGUGAUGAUCCUUUUCAGAAUUGAAAUGUGCUUUGACCUUAAGCAUGACUUCCGUAUGUCUACUCCACAGUUUCGUGAUGUAAGCGAACUUUGACAAAUCUUUUUUUUAACGUACAUAUGUGUUAAGUUACCUAAAUGAAUUAAUUAAUUUAAAUGAAGUUUGACUAAACACCUUAAUUCUAUAGCUUUAUCUUUAUUUAGUUUUAAUAAUCCGGUUCUCCAUGUUAAUCUAAAUCUAUACAAUUUCGUUUGACAAGAUAUAUUGUUUGGUUUUAAUUUUGCGUCAAUGGCCGUUUUGCUCAAUUUGAAUAAUUACUGUAAAUAAAUGUCCAUCAGGUUAUUGUGAGCCAUACUGCACUUCUUUUUAUUCUGACGUUACUUGAUACAUAUGUAUAUAAUUUAUUGUAAUUUAGUUACAAUAUCAAGAGAAUAUGAUUUUAUAUGUAUAUGCUUUUUUAAAUAGUUGUGUUAGAAAUAAAAAGCUAUUCAAGUAA
This is a messenger RNA of Pieris rapae (cabbage white), 2748 nucleotides long. RefSeq names its product lysophospholipid acyltransferase 5 (gene nes). The record is from RefSeq and is a predicted model, not a curated record. Gene Ontology annotation, cellular component: membrane. Bases 274 to 1725 code for a protein of 483 amino acids. Lineage: Eukaryota; Metazoa; Arthropoda; Insecta; Lepidoptera; Pieridae. Gene Ontology annotation, biological process: phosphatidylcholine biosynthetic process; lipid modification. Gene Ontology annotation, molecular function: lysophospholipid acyltransferase activity; 1-acylglycerophosphocholine O-acyltransferase activity. The transcript is spliced from 4 exons.